Sus scrofa (pig) is the source of this 5942-nucleotide messenger RNA. RefSeq names its product zinc finger protein 684 (gene ZNF684). Gene Ontology annotation, biological process: regulation of DNA-templated transcription. NCBI's taxonomy places the organism in Eukaryota, Metazoa, Chordata, Mammalia, Artiodactyla, Suidae. The record is from RefSeq and is a predicted model, not a curated record.
GUGGACGGCGACUUCCGCAUAUGCGCCCUGGGGAGAGAGCCGGUAUUCUUGUAAUUUUCCAACUGUUGCAGCAUGAAGUGAGAGUCGGGGGUUUCUCCCGGUUCUGGGAGAUCAGCCUAACGUGAUCUCCAGCUUAGAGUCGGAGCUGGGGGUGUGGCGGUGAAAGGCUGGCAGGAUCUUUUGGUGAAUCUGCAGAUUUUCCAGUGAAGAUUAGAUAAAGCUGGGAGAAUCUCUUGCACAUCUUGCAGUGCUGGUUGGAAUUUCAAAAAGUCCAGACUGGGCUCAUAGGAGAUGAUGCUGUAUGCAAGAGCUGCAGAAAUGAUCAACAUCAAGGGAUCAAUGACACUCCAGGAUGUGGCUGUGGACUUCACCCCAGAGGAAUGGCAGCUACUCGACUGUGAUCAGAGAACCUUGUAUUGGGAUGUGAUGUUGGAGAACUUUAGAAACCUCAUCUCGGUGGGGUGUCCAGUCCCCAAAACAAAAGUGAUCUUCAGGAUGGAGCAAGGACACGACCCGUGGAUGGUGGAGGGAGAGAACCCACGUUGGCGCUGUCCAGAAGCUGACUACCCUCUUGUUGAUGAAUCAGACAAGCACCAGGAAAGUAAAGACAAUUUUUUAAAUUCAGUUUUGUUCACAUUUAAUAAAAUUCUGACUGUGGAGAGACCUCAUAGUUAUAAGAUGAGCACAAGUCUUAAUCCUACAAGAAAAAAAUCAUAUAGAUGUACAUCAUAUGGGAAGAGUUUGCAACCUACUUUAGACUUACUUAGUUAUAAUAGAUGUUAUACUGGAGAAAACACUUAUGAAUGCAAUGAAUGUGGGAAAGCCUUCAAAAAGAAGUUUCAUUUUAUUAGGCAUGAAAAAAACCAUACAAGAAAAAAACCCUUUGAAUGCAGUGACUGUGGGAAAGCCUAUAGCAGGAAGGCACACCUUGCAACUCAUCAGAAAAUUCAUAACGGAGAGAGACCCUUUGUGUGCAAUGAUUGUGGGAAAGCAUUUAUGCAUAAAGCACAACUUGUGGUCCACCAGAGACUCCACACUGGAGAGAAGCCUUAUGAAUGCGGUCAAUGCGGGAAAUCAUUCACUUGGAACUCCUCCUUUACUCAGCAUGUGAAGUCGCAUACACUUGAGAACUCAUUUGAAUGUAAGGAAUGUGGGAAAACCUUCAGGUAUAGUUCGUCCCUUUAUAAACAUUCUAGAUUUCAUACAGGAGAGAAACCCUACCGAUGUAUCGUCUGCGGCAAAGCCUUUGGCAACACUUCUGUGCUUGUUACGCAUCAAAGAAUCCAUACAGGAGAGAAACCUUAUGGAUGUAUUGAAUGUGGUAAAGCCUUCAUCAAGAAGUCUCAUCUCCUUAGACAUCAGAUAACUCAUACAGGAGAAAAACCCUAUGAAUGUAGCAAAUGUGGGAAAGCAUUUUCCCAGAAAUCAAAUCUUAUUGUACACCAGAAGAUUCAUAUGUAAUACUCACUUAUGAACAUGAGGAAGCUUUAAAUAUUCAAUAAACCUUAUUAAGUAGAGAAUUCUUAGUGAGGAGAAACCCACCAAUUUGAAUGAAUUGGAAGAAUAAAUUCCAAAUUAAAAUCAAUGCCAAUCAUGUUCUAAAAGUGAUAAAAGUUUUUAGAUAAAAGAUUACAGAAAAUAUUAAUUUAUAAAUGAUAGCAUAUAGAGCUUGGAAAGUAAGCAUAAAUUAAACAGGGGACUAGAGAAAAUUAUACUUACCACCUCUGAUUGUCUGAUUUUCUUUUUUUUGCUAUGUGGCAUACAGAAGUUCCCAGGCCAGGGUUCAAACCCAUACCACAGCAGUAACCCAAACCACGGCAGUGACAACAGCAAGUCCUUAACCACUAGGCCACCAGGGAACUCCACUAUCUCUUUGAUUUUUUAAAAAUUUCUAUAACAAAUUGUACAAUUACACAAGUAUAAGUAUAAAAUGUUUAUAUGUUACAUUAAAUUGUAUCUAUUAAGAGUUUCUGCAGGAGUUCCUGUUGUGGCUCAGCAGGUUAAGAACCCAACUAGUAUCCAUGAGGAUAUGGGUUCAAUCCCUGUCCUCACUCAAUGGGUUAAGGAUUCGCCAUUGCCACAAGUUGCAGUGGAGGUCACAGAUGCAGCAUGGAUCUGGUGUUGCCAUGGCUGUGGAGUAGGCCAGCAGCUGCAGCUCCAAUUCAACUCCUAGCCUAGGAACGUCCAUAUUCCACAGGUAUGGCCCUAAAAAGCAAAGAAAAAGUUUCUGCAGUAAAUAUCGCCAUUUUUUUCCUCCAAUCCUAACAGUAACAUACAAGUGAAAAAAUGUGGUUUAAUAUGUACUAUGAAUUUCAAUAAUAUUUUCAUCCAUUUGUUUGUACUUUUUUUUUUUUUCCCUAUGGCUGUACCUGUGACAUAUAGAAGUUCCCAGGCCAGGAAUUGAAUCUGAGCCCUAGCUGUGACCUACGCCACAACUGUGGCAAUGCCAGAUCCUUUAACCCACUAUGCCAGGCCAGGGAUCAAAACUGUGCCUCUGCAGCAACCCAAGCCACUGCAGUCAGGUUCUUAAUCCACUGUACCACAGUGAGAACUCCCAUUUACUGGCACUUUUAAUGGGUACCACAGUGUUACCGAAUCUCAGUGUCUCCCCUUUAGUUCUAAAACUUACUAUAAAGAUGUAUAGAAUUAUAUGUAAACUAUAAUGUAUAUAUAAUUUAACAAGAUAUCAGUUGGGGGGGAAGCAGUUGUGUUCUGUAUUAAAGCAAAUAUUCAUUUGAGGAAAAGAAGUGUUUAAAUAAGUAUGUAAAUAAAACAUUUCUACUUUAAAUAUUCCCGUUCUUUUUCACUGAUGUAGUUACCUAAGGUGUAAGGAUAGCUCAAGCAGUAGUUAACUGGGGUAUCACCUGUAUCUCAUUUUAAUAAAAUCGUGUGUCAGAGUUUAAUGGUAGCCUAGUGGUUAAGAAUUCAGCGUUGUUGGAGUUCCUGUCGUGGCUCAGCGGUUAACAAACCCAACUAGUAUCCAUGAGGACAUGGGUUCGAUCCCUGGCCUCGUUCAGUGGGUUAAGGAUCCAGCACUGCCAUGAACUGUGGUGUAGGUCAAAGACGCAGCUUGGAUCCCAAGUUGCUGUGGCUGUGGUGUAGGCCGGCAGCUGCAGCUCUGAUUCAACCCCUAGCCUGGCAACCUCCAUAUGCCUCAGGUGUGGCUCUUAAAAAAAAAAAAAAAAAAAAAGAAUUCAGCAGUGUCAUUGCCAUGGCUUGGGUUAAAUCCUUGGCCUAGGAACUUCCACAUGCCAUGAGCAAGGACAAAAAACAAAAAGUGCGUAUCAUAAUACUUUUCAACUUUCAAGGAACAAGUUUUUAGGUAUCUGUUUGCUUUUAAGAAAAUACAGGUUUAGCUCCUAGGGAUCCCUUGAAUUUUCCAUGUGACAUAGGCAGCAUUAAUUAAGUCGAAAAGAGCACUUUUUUGGCUUAGUCACUUCACUUUGGAAUGUGGCAUUUUUAAGUUCCACGUAUUCCCUUAAAAGGAUGAACCAACCAUUAUUUGAGCUACAGUUUUUUUUUGCUGUCCACAAUGCUCCUUGAUAAUGUCAAAAAAAACCUUUUAUGCCUUUUCUUGAGUUGUGACAAAACAGUGUGAACCCAAAUUCAGAAAUCCCAGAGUUCUCAUUAUGGCUCAGCAGCUUAAGAACCCAACAUAGCAUUCAUGAAGAUACAGGUUUGAUCCCUGGCCUCGCUCAGUGGGUUAAGGAUUCAGCAUUGCCACAAGCUGUGGUGUAGGUCACAAAUGCAGCUCAGAUUCAGUGUUGCCAUGGCUGUGACUUAGGCCUGCAGCUGCAGCUCUGAUGUGACCCCUGGCCUGGAAACUUCCAUAUGCUGCAGAUGCACCUGUUAAAAAAAUAAUAAUAAUAAUAAGUCAAGCCUUUUUAAGCUCAAUUACCAUUAUAUUGACUGUUUUUCUUUCACUAGCCAUUUUUUGAAGAAUAUGUUGAAUAAUACUUAUAAACGAAUGAUAGUGGGGUUUUUUUGAAAAGCAUGCUAGAACUUAAGGAUUUAAAUUAAAUCUUGUGUACUGAUUUUUUUUUCUUUUUUGCUUGAAGAGACCUGAAUCAGGCUCCUGAACCUUCCCUUUAGCCCAUCUGUACACUUUCUUGUAAAAUCUAAUUUUAGAAAGAACCCUGCUAAGUCAUUUUAACCAGAACCCUCUGUCUUCACUCUCCGAUCAUGUUCUUUAUCCUCCAUCGUCCUUUAGGUAAUGUCUGGUCACCCUCGCCUGUCUUCAGCAGGAAUCCUGUUAAGCCAGUUUAACCAUCCUCUUCGUGGUGUUUUCUCUUAGUAACUUUCCACCCACUGACCCCAUUCUACUCCUUGGCUAUAAGUUUCCACUUGCCUAUGCUGUACUCAGAGCCUGAUCUCUCGCCCACUUAAGUUCCAUUGCAGUGCUCCCUAUGCCUAUCCCACUGGUCCUGAAUAGUCUGUUGUCAUUUGUGUUUUUUGUUUUUUUGGUUUUUUUUUUUUUAGGGCUUCAGGUGUGUCUAUGGAGGUUCCCAGGCUAGGAGUCGAAACAGAGCUGCAUCUUCAGGCCACAGCCACAGCAACGCCAGAUCCAAGCCUCGUCUGCAACCUAACUGCAGCUCACAGCAACACCAGAUCCUCAACCCACAAAUCAGGGCCAGGGAUUGAAUCUUCAUCCGCAUGGAUGCCAGUCGGGUUUGUUAAACACUCAGCCACAGUGGGAACUCCUCAUUUUUCAUCUUAACAUACGUCAUUAAAUACCUUUCUUCUGUAUCACUUUUUCAAUUAAUUUAGGAGGCUACAUACUGGUUACACUCUUGCAGUUCCAAAAAUUUCUGUUACCUUCUUUCUUUGGAGUUGUCUUCAGAAUCACUCCAACAGUCACACAGGGAAUUCUUCAGGUAUUUACAGUCACUGGGCUUUUGCCUUUUUUCCCAAUUCAACAGUUUUCUCUCAUUUCCUACAUGAAAUCCUCAUUCAUGUAGGAAUAGCGCUUACCAUUCCAUCCUAUCUCCCCUUCCCAUGCCCAUGCUUCUCCUCUGAGAAACCCCAAAGUACUUACAACUGCAGGAAAAGGACACCUUUCAAGAGGGGAGGAGGGAGCUCUUCUGUUGCCAGCAUCAUGCCAUGAGGUCCCCUUGGAAGAGCAGCUGUGCAGGUCAAGGUGGUAAGAAGUAUGAAAUGGUCUGUGAGUAAAACAAGGGAAUUUUAAUUGUAAUAUAUCAGGAAGCAUGUAAUUUAUGUUCAAUAAAUUAAGUUGCUCCCUCCCUGCCUUUGGAAGAAGGAAUACAGUAGAGCAAGCUAAAAUAUAUUUCCAGUACUGGACAAUUAUAAACUGCAACCUCAGGAGGUUUUUGUCCCUGACCUCAUUGUCUUAGGCUGUACAAGAUUUUGGCAAGAAUAAAACCAAAACUAUGCUUAGCUCUAUCCAAACAUCUCAGAUUCCCAGGACUCCCUAGUCUCUUGUAUUCUGUGGCUGAAACAGCCACACACAACACACAAUCUAAGUGAGAAAUCCUUUAAUUUUUCUCACAUCUAAGAGUUUGUCAUACUUUGAGAUUUUCUUUCUUUUUUCACUUUGCAGAAAGAUCACUGAGGAGUUCCCUUGUGGCUCAGUGGGUUAAGGAUCUGGUGCUGUUCUGGUUCAGUCCCUGGCCUGGGGGCGGCUGGGGGUGGGGGAGAUCACUGAGAAAUGCCUUCUUUCAUUUUCAUUUAUACGCAGAUGGCAGAUAGGACUUUUCCUCCCAAUGAAAGAUGGCAGAUAGGACUUUUCCUCCCAAUGAAGCUUUUUUUUCUGAUUAUUAUAUGUGCUAAUUUUUAAGAAUCAAAUAAGGAAAGUAUAAGGAAGGGAAGAAAAUGGAAAAAGGGGAAAAGGGAGAUCUGAGUUUAGGCAUCUGAAUUCCAGAAAAGGACAGAGUUCAGGCCUUGUACAAGGUUUAAAAAAAAAAAAAAAAAAAAGUAAGGGUAAC